Habropoda laboriosa is the source of this 1309-nucleotide messenger RNA. It is a transcript of the gene CSN6, whose product is annotated as COP9 signalosome complex subunit 6. Gene Ontology annotation, cellular component: COP9 signalosome. The coding region runs from base 293 to 1309 and encodes 338 amino acids. The transcript has 6 exons. The record is from RefSeq and is a predicted model, not a curated record. NCBI's taxonomy places the organism in Eukaryota, Metazoa, Arthropoda, Insecta, Hymenoptera, Apidae. Gene Ontology annotation, molecular function: protein binding; metallopeptidase activity. Gene Ontology annotation, biological process: protein deneddylation.
UUUACAUCGACUACAUGCCUCUUCUAGAUUUAUAAUAAUUUACAAAGCAAUCUUUUGAAGUGUACACAUCUAGUUACAUUUACACACGCAUAAUUUUGACAAUGUUGAAUAUAUGUAGUUGAACAUAAUUGUAAAGAAACGUAUGAGCAAACUAAAAUCUUCAGAUUGAACGGCUGACGUCGUUUAAACAAGGAACGUUAUUUAAAAAUACUACUGGAAUACCACAACAAAGAAAUUCAUUUUGAUUAAGAAAUAGUACAAUACAAACGACUAGAAAUAGAAAUUAAACAGCAUGGAGGUUGACGAAAAUAACGCAGCGGUUUCAACGGAUACCCCGAUGGAAGUGGACGAUGAUACUGCUGGAAAAAAUAGUAGUACAUCAGUGAAUCCUCCUAGUGCUAUUAAAGUAAUGGCAUCUUCGGGAACUGUUGGUUCUGUUUCUAUUAGUCUUCACCCUCUUGUCAUAAUGAAUGUUAGUGAACAUUGGACUAGACUUCGUGCACAAGAAGGAACAGAUCAAUUAGUUUAUGGAGCAUUAAUUGGUAAACAGAAAGGACGCAAUAUAGAAAUCAUGAAUUCUUUUGAAUUAAUGUUUACAUGCAUUGGAGAUGAUGUUAUAAUUGACAGAGAUUAUUAUAACACUAAGGAAGAACAGUUUAAACAGGUAUUUAGCGAAAUGGAUUUUCUUGGAUGGUAUACUACAGGAGACAUGCCCAAUGAAAGAGACAUUAGGGUGCACAAGCAACUUUGUGAAAUUAACGAAAGCCCUGUAUUACUGAAGCUUGAUCCAAGACCAAAAAACACAGAUCAACUCUCUGUUUCUAUGUAUGAAUCAGUGAUUGAUUUGGUUAAUGGAGAAGCUACAAUGUUAUUUGUUCCAUUGACUUACACAUUGGCCACAGAGGAAGCAGAAAGAAUUGGAGUAGAUCAUGUAGCAAGAAUGUGUAGUAAUGACCAAGGGGAAAGUUCAUUGGUGGCAGAACAUCUUACUGCACAGCACAGUGCUAUAAAAAUGUUGCAUUCAAGGGUGAAGUUAGUUCUGAAAUAUGUACAAGCAGUACAAAAUGGAGAAUUAAAAGGGAAUCAUGAAGUUUUAAGAGCAGCCUGUUCUUUGGGACAUAGAUUACCAGUUUUAAAUAAUCAGAAAUUCAAAGCUGACUUUUAUAAUCAAUGCAAUGACUUUGGUUUGAUGACUUACCUUGGUAUUAUAACAAAAAGUUGCAACAAUAUUAACCAAUUUGUUAAUAAAUUCAAUAUUUUGUAUGAUAGACAAGGUGUAGGUCGUCGUUUGCGAAGUCUUUUCUUGUGA